AUGUCAGUUCCAACAGCAGGCGAGGACUUAAAGCAGCCAUCUCCGGGGAAAACUAUCGCCGAUGGGCACUGUUCUCCUGCAAAAACAGGUACAUUUUGUCAUGAAUUAAGUUUUCCCGCCAAUUUGUCGGACGCUUGUGCUCCUGCGGAUGUAGCCGUGUUUUACUGUCCCGUUAUUGGUUUUAAUCGCCGCGUUGCUAGUUAG
Messenger RNA from Diabrotica balteata, 204 nucleotides. NCBI's taxonomy places the organism in Eukaryota, Metazoa, Arthropoda, Insecta, Coleoptera, Chrysomelidae. The record is from the annotation of a GenBank genome assembly.